Messenger RNA from Aricia agestis (brown argus), 2620 nucleotides. RefSeq names its product rab5 GDP/GTP exchange factor (gene Rabex-5). The transcript is spliced from 9 exons. NCBI's taxonomy places the organism in Eukaryota, Metazoa, Arthropoda, Insecta, Lepidoptera, Lycaenidae. The record is from RefSeq and is a predicted model, not a curated record. Bases 233 to 2533 code for a protein of 766 amino acids. Gene Ontology annotation, cellular component: endocytic vesicle; cytosol. Gene Ontology annotation, molecular function: small GTPase binding; DNA binding; zinc ion binding. Gene Ontology annotation, biological process: vesicle-mediated transport.
UAGGCUAUAUAACUACGAGAGCCGUUGAACGGUCGUCGUUGUGCCUGCGAUUUGCGAUGAAACGCAAGCUUUUCGUGAUACUCGAUAUUAUUAAAUUUCUACGACUAUGGGCUGAAAUUUCCCUGGAGUCUCUUUUCGGGCGGCUCUUCGAGUGCAGAGUACUAAAAAUAACAUCCUAAACGAGAGAGGAAUCGGCCGAAACCUGGUUUUUAUACUACUCAAUUUGGUGACAAUGUGGUACGGUCACAAUUUACAAAGAUCUUACAAGUAUAUGAUUUUUGCGUCCAAGAUGCCGUCGCUGAGGAUCGACCAGAGCGAUUUGAAAUGCAAGAAUGGCUGUGUGUACUACGGCAACCCACAGUGGCAGGGCUACUGCUCGGAAUGCUUCCGCAAACAGCAACAGAGACAAAGGAGGGCAGAGAAGGCGUCAUCAUCAUCAUCGUCUACCCUACCUAAGCCGGAGGCGAGGAAGGCGGAGCGCGGCAUCAAGCUGACCAGCCACUCUUCCUUCUCCAAGUUCGAGGAGAAGCGCCUCAAGCAGAGCGACAAGAAGGGCAACCUGCUCAAGUUCAGCGUCUUCAAGAAGAGCAACGCUGGCGAGGUGAGCGAGGCGGGCGGGGGCGGGGGCGGGGUGGAGCGGCGCGCGGCGGAGUUCAAGGUGCCGGAGUCGGUGAAUGUGGCGAUGAAGCGCGAGUUCCGCGCGCGCUGGCCCCGCCUCCCCGCGGCGGCGGAGCGCGACGCGCGCGUGUUCGUGCACUCGCUUAUCGUGGACGUGGUGCGCGCCGCGCCCGCUAUGCCCGUCGACGACCUCGCCGAGCGUGUGCAGCGCCAAUACCAGCGAUUCAUCAAGUACAUGGACACGACGCCGCACUUCGCGGCCGCGGACGCGGACACGCGCGAGCAGGUCGUCGACUGGGCCGAGGAGCACGCCAUGGGCUUCCUGCACGAGUUGCCGGGCGUGGUGUUCUCGCCGGCGGGCACGGGCGACGAGCGCGCGGACCGGGCGCUGGCGGAGCGCGUGGCGGCGCUGGGCUGGGUGGGGGCGGCGGCGCUGGGCUGCCGGGUGGGCGGGGCUGGGCCGCUGUACGGGGGCGUGGCGGCGCUGCUCGACGUGGACGGCGUGCCCGCCCCCGCCGCCAAGCUGCGCGCCGUCACCCGCGCCGCCCGACACGCCCUCGAGCUAGCCGCGCCCCCCGACCGCCCCGCCUCCGCUGACGACCUGCUGCCUGCACUCAUAUUCACCGUGUUGAAGGCGAACCCGCCGCGUCUGGUGAGCAACAUCAACUUCGUGACGCGGUUCACGCGCGCGCAGCGGCUCAUGACGGGCGAGGCCGGAUACUACUUCACUAACCUGUGCUGCGCGGUGUCGUUCAUCGAGAACCUGACGGCGGAGUCUCUGGGCAUGGCGCAGGCGGAGUUCGACAGCUACAUGGCCAUGCCCGCCUCCAUCGGCGGCAGCGCCUGGGCGGCGACGCUGUCGCUGUGCGGCGCGACGCACGAGGCGGAGGAGCUGCGGGCGCGCGCGGAUGCGCUGGCGGCAGAGCUGCCCCCUCUGCUCGCCGCUGCCGACAGACUCGCCGACACGGCUAACACCUUCGAGGAGGAGAUCACGAAGAAGGUGCAGGCUGUUGUGUCCCGCACGCCGCUCACCAUAAAGCCGCGGCGCGAGAUCCCGCGCCUGGGCGCCCCCCUCACCGCCGCGCUCGUCGACCUCACCCCCGCUCCCGCGCCCCCGCCGGAGCUCCCCGCACCCCCCGCGCCCGCCGCACCGCUUUUCCGGGACCGGACCGACGUCGCCGAGUACCUCCUCCUCGAGAGGAGCCCGCCCGAGUCCCCGCGCCGCGUGAAGCCGGCCGGCUCGUUCGAGCUGCUGACGCCGUCGCCGCUCGGCUUCGCGUUCGACUCCAAGUCGCUCGACGAGCCCGCGACGCCGGACGAGUUCGGGGCGGAGGCGCCGGGGCUCGCAGACGUCAACUACGACCUCGACCUGUCCGACCUCAGCGCCGACGCCAGCCUGGCCGACGACCCGCCGCCCGCGCCGCGCCCCCCCGACCCGCGCGCCGCCCGCGCCUUAGCGCAAGUCCUGGAGAAGUUCGACGAGUUUAGCCUCGUCGACGAUAGGGCCAGGGAGGCGUCCGACUCCUUCGAGAUAGUUCCACGGGCGGAGCGGGGGCCGGACCCGUUCAGCCCGGAGCGGCCGGCGCGGGAUCCCUUCAGCCCGGUGCAGCGGGAGCCCGAUCCUUUCAGCCCGGUGCGACAGGAACUGGAUCCGUUCGAAGCUAUGCAGGCGCAGACGGAUCCGUUCAAAACUGUGCAGUCGCAGCCGGAUCCUUUUAAUCCCGUGCAGUCGCAACUCUUUGAGCCGGAUCCGUUUAAACCGGUGCAUUCCGAGCCGGAUCCGUUCAGCCCGGUCCAGGAGCAGCCGGAUCCGUUCAGCCCGACGGUGCGGUCGCCGUCGCUGCUGGACGGCGCGCCGGCCGCCGCCUGCCUGCUGCCCGCUCCGCUGCAGCCGCAGACCGGCGCCAAGCCCUGAGCACCGACACCCUAUCCUAAGCUAAAUUAUUAAUGAAUAUGUUAUAACUUGAAAUAUAUGAGUAAAUAAAAUAUGUGUCCUGCAUUA